CUUAACAAUCAGCUGCUUUUGUUUUUUAAUCUCUUAUUGGUUUGUUUAUUGGUUUUAUUUGAUAUUAUGUUGAAGAGCAGCAAUAUAAAUAGUGUCCUCAACGAACUCCCUAAUGACCCAGCAAGGGAUUCCACCGCCCAAUCUUCUCACAAUGGAAAACCAAAACAAGAUGCGGAAACCUGUUGCUCCUCCCAGGACAACGAAGUCAUGGCCAGUCUAGCCGCUUUACAGUUGUCCGCUGGCGUCCUGCAAAUAGCGGAGCCUCCACUAAACCAUGUGCGCACCCAGCUUAGGGAAUUGAUCGGUAGGCAGAACAAAACAUACAUCGAUUUGUCCAAGGAGAAAUAUAAACUGGACUGCAGCGAAGUGGCCAGGCUGAAUGAUAUGAUGAGCGAUGUAAAGCGAUACAAAGAUAAGCUAACAAAAAUCAAGAAGGAAAUGCAGGGCGUCUAUCAGCGCACCAAAGAGUUAAAGAAACGAGCCGCUAACGUGGCGGCCUGCAAGCAGCGUGACUACCAGCGGAAACUCGAGAGGCUACAGCACGAGGAGUCGCUCAUUGGCAGCCAGUAGACGAAGGGGAUCAGUCAACACCUAACCAGGUGUCUCCCGGAAUCUUCAAGCUACCUGUACCACCUCGUUAAAGCGCAUUUACAUUGGGAUUUCCGUUUACAACUAGCCAAUAUUGUAACAGAUAACAGUUGAACAAAAGUUAAACCAUUUGAAUACAUAAUAAUAAUAAUUAUAAUAAUAACUGUAUACGUUAUAAGACCAGGCUAUCGUAUGUCUGCGAUUAGUUGGAAAACAUUACAUUGUAUAUUGUGUAUAGUUAAGUAAGCACUUAAGAGAUUUCACAGAAAAAAAAAGAUAAAUGCGUCCAAUGAGUAAAGGAAGCAAAUUACUACUAUACAUUUAGCUGCAAAUAUUAUUUAUAAAUAUACAAAUAUUUAUGUUU
Molecule: messenger RNA, 952 nt
Organism: Drosophila melanogaster (fruit fly)
Lineage: Eukaryota; Metazoa; Arthropoda; Insecta; Diptera; Drosophilidae
Gene: Pldn
Product: pallidin
Exons: 5
Coding region: 67-570 (167 amino acids)
Cellular component (GO): Z disc; cytoskeleton; synapse
Source: RefSeq, marked reviewed